This is a messenger RNA of Pogona vitticeps (central bearded dragon), 2594 nucleotides long. RefSeq names its product sirtuin 6 (gene SIRT6). Lineage: Eukaryota; Metazoa; Chordata; Lepidosauria; Squamata; Agamidae. Gene Ontology annotation, biological process: negative regulation of transcription by RNA polymerase II. Gene Ontology annotation, molecular function: NAD+ binding; transcription corepressor activity; histone H3K9 deacetylase activity, NAD-dependent. Gene Ontology annotation, cellular component: nucleus. The record is from RefSeq and is a predicted model, not a curated record.
AAGGGGGGGGAAGCAUUCCGCUUGAGCCAAGUGCGCUGCUCCGUCUACUCCCCUUCCUUCCGGCCCUAAACCGGAAGUUAGAACUAGGAAGUCGAGGGGGGGAAGACUUUAUUGACAAAUCAAUGAAAUAAAUAAAAGGCGAAGAAGAACAAGAGGGGAUGUCGGUGAAUUACGCGGCCGGGCUGUCCCCUUACUCGGACAAAGGGAAAUGCGGCCUUCCUGAGUUCUUGGACCCUCCCGAGGAGCUGGAGGAGAAAACCCGCCGGCUUGCGGACAUGAUCCGAGAAGCGGCCAACAUCGUGUUUCACACGGGGGCUGGCAUCAGUACGGCGUCGGGGAUCCCGGACUUCAGAGGCCCAAACGGCGUCUGGACCAUGGAAGAACGGGGCUUGGCGCCCAAGUUUGACACCACUUUUGAGAAUGCUCGGCCGUCCAAAACCCACAUGGCCCUUCUGGGGCUGCAGAGAGCAGGCAUCCUGCAGUUCCUGGUCAGUCAGAACGUGGACGGUCUCCAUGUGCGAUCCGGCUUCCCCAGAGACAAGCUGGCGGAGUUGCACGGGAACAUGUUUGUGGAGGAAUGCAUGAAAUGUGGCAAGCAGUAUGUGAGGGACACUGUCGUAGGCACAAUGGGGUUGAAGCCGACAGGGCGGCUGUGUGACGCUUCCAAACGCCGAGGGCUGCGCUCCUGCAGGGGAAAGCUCAUGGACACCAUCUUAGACUGGGAAGAUUCUCUGCCAGAUCGGGAUCUCAGCCUGGCAAGUGAAGCCAGCAGGAAAGCAGACCUUUCUGUCACGUUGGGAACCUCCCUUCAGAUCAAGCCCAGUGGAGAUCUUCCUUUGCUGACGAAGAAGAAAGGGGGAAAGCUUGUGAUAGUGAAUUUGCAGCCCACGAAACACGACAAGCACGCAGAUCUGCGCAUCCAUGGUUAUGUCGACGACAUCAUGGCAAAGCUCAUGAAGCACCUUGGGGUGGAGAUCCCUGAGUGGGCAAAGCCUGUGGUGGUGGAGAAGGCCGAGCCCCUCGACCUCAAGCCUUUGGCAAAACCCGGCACGAACUUUCAGCUCCCGAGCAAGGAGGAGCCCAUCCCGCACUGUAACGGCACAGGGGGGAGCACAGAUCUCGGGAGGUCUCCGAAGCAUGGAUCCAGCCAUUCGGACACAAACUCCGGAAUCGCCAAACGGCUAAAGCGGGAAUCGCCACUGACCUGAUCCAUCCUUGUCUCCGUGCCCUCAUUCAUUCAUGAGACCGAGGUAGGACUCGGCCGCUCCUUUUCCUCUGCCGUUUGCGUAGGACUUUUUACAAAGACGUUCGUUCCCUCCUUGCCCCCCCACACCUUUGUUUGAUAUUGGGGGGUUUGCCCCCCUCCCAGGAGAUUUGAUCUCAUCUUUGCUCAUUAUACUCCAACAGCAUUCCCAGCACCCAAACAUCCACCUCUUAUUUUCAUUUUGAGUGUUUGGGGGAUGGCAUGUGGAGAGCCCAACACACACACACACACACACACCAAUUUUACGUUAAAACCCCGACUUGUAGAGGACUUCAGGAGAUGAGAAGUACUUGGAGAGGCUUCCGCCUGUGGGAAUGCGCCUCAUGACACACACCCCAUUUUGGCUGCCCUAUGCAAGCAGAAAAAUAAAAACAAGAAGAGGGGUUUUGAGGGGUUCCUUGGCCAGCUUCUUGCCCAGCUUGCAUACGGAGGUAAAUCAUGGUUUCCUGUUUUCAGAAUUAGCUGAGUUAGCUCCUACCACACUCAGGGGUGCCUGCUCUUUUCCUACUUUCUUUCCAUCCUCUUUCACAGACUGUAUACUCAGGGCCACCCAAUCUUUCUUUUAUAAAUGCCCCCGAGCUUCCUGGGACAUCUGGAUGUAGGGAGAAAUGGUGGCUUGAUGCACCACAAGAAGGAUUCCUUUUUUAAUAAAACUAAGCCACUCCUCACACUUCAAGCCAUUAGGGCCUUGGAAAAUGUAUUAUAUACAUAUAGUACAGCAGGAGUCCCUUAUCUGUGCUUUCACUUAUCUACGGUCUUGAAAAGGUUAAAAUAUUAAAAGAAUAAAACUAGAAAUGUGUAUUUACCAGAACUGGCCAGUAGGGGGAGCCAGAGCCCAUGCUAGGUGGUAUUGUUGGUGAAGAAUGCCUAGCAUGGUCUCCGGCUCUUUCUAGUGGUCAGUUCUGGUAAUACAUGAUGAAAAUACAUUUUUCUGGGUUUAUUUUCUUUUACCAUGUUAUGUAUAGUACUUGCUAUUAUCUGCAGUUUUCAGCAUCCAUGGGAAGGGGAGCCUUGGAACCAAUCCCCUAUAGACAUGGGGGAGGAGGCCGUACUGUAUAUUUUCAUCACUUUCAGCGUUGCCCAGCCCCCCAAAAUGACCCAAGUCUUUCUGACUCUUCCCUCGCCCACAAUAUCACCUGCACACCAACGCCCCUUCUUUGCAGCCUUAAGGUCUAGAAACUUGUGAUUUAAUGACAAGAAAAGACACUCAGGACACCCGGCACUCCAUACUGUCUCUGCCCGCCUCCCGCGUGCAAAGAUUAAUUUAGCAUUGUACAUAUGUACAUAUGUGUUAUCUGAUUCUUUUAGUAAUGCCCUUUUAUGCAUGUUU